Arachis ipaensis is the source of this 1251-nucleotide messenger RNA. NCBI's taxonomy places the organism in Eukaryota, Viridiplantae, Streptophyta, Magnoliopsida, Fabales, Fabaceae. The record is from RefSeq and is a predicted model, not a curated record.
UUAAUGACCAAAACGAUGCCGUAUGCAUCCCCCACUUUCAUGCCCAGCAUCCCAGACCUCUUCUUCUUUUUCUUCUUCUUCCAUGGCAGUUUCAUCGCGCCCUUUCUUCCUCUCUCGUCUCACAGACCUCUCACUCCACAACCCUCUCCACCCUCCAAAACAAGCGUGAACGAUGAAGGUUUGAUCCUGAUUUCGCUCCGGUGCAUUAACCUAAUCUGGCUCAAGCUUCGUGGAUGCCGUGAGAUAACGGAGGCAGGAAUGGCCGCUGUUGGUGAAAACUGCAAGGCGUUGAAGAAGCUAUCUUGCGCUUCGUGCGUGUUCGGCAUUAAGGGAAUCAACGUUGUCGUUAGCCGUUGCCAAAGUUUGGAAGAGCUCUCCGUUAAGCAGCUGCGUGGGGCCCACGAUGGCGAGGAGGUGGUUGGUUCCGGAACGAUGUCGGUGACUUCUGUUUGCUUGAAGGAGAUCGUGAAUGGCCAGAGCUUCGCACCCCUUAUGAUUGGGUUGAAAAGGCUUCGAUCUUUGAAGGUAAUUGGGUGUUUGGGAGAUUGGGAUGACACCCUUGAGAAGAUUGGGAACCUCCACGCUACGUUGGUUGAUGUUCAACUUGAGAAGAUUCAAGUUAGCGAUGUGGAUCUUGUGGGUUUGUCUAAGUGUUUGAGUUUGGACACUUUGCACAUUGUGAAAACCAUUGAGUGCUCAAAUGUGGGUCUCAAUCUAGUUGCUGAGAACUGCAGGAUGUUGAGGAAGCUUCACAUUGAUGGGUGGAGAACCAAUAGGAUUGGUGAUGAUGGUUUGAUUUCUGUUGCCAAACACUGCAUUAACUUGCAGGAACUUGCUUUGAUUGGUAUCUAUCCAACAUCUUCGAGCCUUGAGGCAAUUGUUUCCAAAUGCAAGGCUUUGGAGAAGUUGGCACUUUAUGGGCUUAAUACCGUUGGUGACGCUGAGAUUGAGUGUGUUGCCAACAAGUGUGUUGCGCUCAAGAAGCUUUGCAUUAAGGGGUGCCCUAUAUCCAAUGUGGGGAUUGAAGCUCUUGCUUCUGGUUGCCCCAAUUUGAUUAAGUUUAAGGUAAGGAGAUGCAGAAAGGUUACUGGUAUGGUUGUGGAGCGGGUGCGUGACCAUAGGGAGUCCUUGGCGUUUAGUUUUGAUAAUAGUGAUUAUGAAGCAUUGAAUGUGAGUCAAAUUGAUCAUGACCUUAGUAAGAAAGCAAGCACGUUCUUGCCAAAGUCCUCAUUUGACAAUAUGAGAAGGUGA